Molecule: messenger RNA, 692 nt
Organism: Gilbertella persicaria
Lineage: Eukaryota; Fungi; Mucoromycota; Mucoromycetes; Mucorales; Choanephoraceae
Exons: 4
Coding region: 4-369 (121 amino acids)
Source: RefSeq, a predicted model, not a curated record
UAAAUGUCUUCUGCUCAAGUUGCUGGCUAUACUGUUUCCAAGACCACACCUUUAACUAUCACUGUGGAUGAAGCUAUCUCUAGUUCAAGAAAAUCAAGCUCGUUCCUCUUACAUAUGCUUGUCAUGAUUGAGCCUCAUCAAAUCAAGACAAAUGAAAUUGCAAAGGAUGCUUACAAUGAAUGCAUGCAAUUAAAGGAAUAUCUCUCUGAGCAACUUUGGUCCGAAGUCGAUAAUGAUGGUAUUUCUUCUGUUCAAGCAGCACUUGAUGAUCUUAACCAAGCCUUAAACAAGUACGAAAUGACUAAUGAUAUGAUUGAUGGUGAAUGGGAGUUUGUAGAGUCUACUUCUAGCUGUGUCUCCACAUAUUAAUUCAUCAUUUUGUACUACUUUCGCAUUCCUUUUAUACUCCUUAAUAUCAUCAUUAGUAUCAUCGUCAUCAAAACAAAUCUGUACGUUUUUAUGUACAAUUGUCAUACAGUCAGGCUCAUGAGAUUUGGCGCUUUCUUAAAAAUAAUUGGCCUCAAGUCAUAAAUAAAUGAAUAAAAAAAGUUAUCGCAACUUGACCUUCGUGCUAAUGAUGAGGUCAGGCUUUUUGCCUUUUUGAUUGGGAAACACUCCGUCCACUGCAAAGAAAAAAAAGUUUAUGCGUAAAUAUACUCUUAAGAGAAAGAGAGGAUCAUUUUCAAUUGACU